This is a messenger RNA of Etheostoma spectabile (orangethroat darter), 2026 nucleotides long. RefSeq names its product shootin 2 (gene shtn2). The record is from RefSeq and is a predicted model, not a curated record. NCBI's taxonomy places the organism in Eukaryota, Metazoa, Chordata, Actinopteri, Perciformes, Percidae. Gene Ontology annotation, biological process: neuron projection morphogenesis; positive regulation of neuron migration. Gene Ontology annotation, cellular component: cell leading edge; axonal growth cone; cytoplasm.
AAUUGUAACAGCAAAAGCAAACACUGUCAAUAUUCACAUAAAAAAGGCCCAUUUUUUUGUAAUAAAAAAUGCAUAGACAUGUUUUACACUAUAAAUCCACAUUAGACUGUGAUCAUUAAACUGUUUGUCUUGGCCAGAGUAAGGAAGAAGUUCCUCGUGGCGCUGGGGGAGGGUUUAAGCAGAAAUUCCCACUUGCUUCUUUCAUAAUGUUGAUUGCUGCUCAGGCAGAAAGCUGUUCUUUGUUUGUGCAGCUUAAUCUAGAGUAUUGCACCAAGGAGCUAAAAACCUGAAACCUGUGCAGACGGCAGGAUGUGGUCGCGAGGUGAGGACAGUGCAGCGGCAGAGUCUGACGGAGAGAGUGGUUUAACGUCCGAAGAUGAGGGAGACAUCCAGUGUGAGAUCCUGGAAAUUCAGCGGGACGAAGCCAAUCAGAGGCUGUCUGAGUUGGAGGAAGUCUCCAAUCAGCUCUUGAAAGAGAUAAAUGUCCUGGAGAUGCAGUUCCAGAUUGAGCGCUCCUGCAGGGAGAGUGCUGAGGCGCUGGCUGUCAAGGUGACCAAAGAGAACAAAGUCCUGAAGAGGAAUAGCCUGAUGCUGAUGCCGCUCAUCCCCGAGCUGCCUGAGAACUUGGGUGCCGUGACCUUUGACCCCGAGACUAACGGUGAGGACGUGGUCGAUGUCGGUGAGGAGACGCUGCUGCUGGAGAGUCAAGCCAAGAUAGCAGCGUUCCAGAGCACAGUGGACGGCCUGCUGGCUAGAAGCUGCAACUGGAGCAACAAGUGGAGGAUUGACAAGGAGCAGGUCCAACUCAGAGAGCAGGUGUGUCUGGAGGUCGAGGAGAAAGAGGUCAUACUGAGGAAAGUGAGCAAACAGAGCAAGACCAUGAAUAAAAUCAAACGCGGUGAUCUCCAGCUUGGCAAAGAGGAGUUCACAGAAAUGUCUCAGAAGCGGGUGGAGCAGGGCCUACGGCAGCACGCUGAAGUCUUCGCCCACCAGAUAUUGGUGCAGCAGAAUGCGGCCCACAUUGAGAGCGCGAUACUGAAGCAGAGUUUAGAGACUGGCCUGCAGCUGCAGCAGGCGCUGGAGCAAAUUUCCAACGUCAGCACGGCCCUGUGUAACAUACAACACUAUUACCAGAAUCAGUCGAACCCGGGUCCGAGCACUGUGGACGAGAGCGGCGUCCUCUCUGAGCUGCAAAACCUGAGAGGACAGCUGGAGAAGAGCGAGGAGGAGAGGAAGGCCUCGGAGACUCUGCUGGCUGAAGCCAACAGCACUGUCACGGAGCUCCAGGAGGAAGUGAAACAGUUGAGGGAUGCACUGAGCCGGGAGGAGGAAAAAGACAAAUCAGAGGAGAAAGCCGCUCCUGCUGCACCUCCACCGCCGCCUCCUCCCCCUCUUCCACCUCCCCCUGCUGUCACCAAUUCACUUGAUUUUCUGCGAAGCAGGAGAAAAGAAAGCGCAAGUAAAGCUGAAUCAAACAAAGCAGCACCCUUGUUGGACCUGAAGGCGAAAGCAGUGGAUGAAAUGAUGGAGAGAAUAAAGAAAGGCAUCGUCCUGAGGCCUUUCAAGAGAAUACAGGAGGAUGACAGCUCGUGGAAGGACCAAAGGAGUGAGAACAGAAAGUCAGCUAUCGUGGAGUUGAAAGGAAUGCUGGACAACAUGAAGCGACAGCACGUCCGCAGAGUGCCUUCCAGACGGGGCCGAACUGUUGGGGAAGCAGAGCUCCUGCAGGUGCUCCAGAGGAGGAGGAGAGCCAUGGGGGAGAACAGGGAGCAAACACAGGACCCUCAGCCAGGUCCACAGUGUGUCCCAGCAGCAGGCGAUGUUCCCUGGGCAGGCGAGAGCGGCAGCGCCCCUGUGCUCCGGAGGCUGAAACAGAAUAGAGAGAUGAGAGACUCUCGCAUCAGAGCAUCGGCACUGAUCAACUGCCAAGAAAACUGAGAGCAGUUACAGGAAGUCCUAUUGUCAUUGCCGUUUUGCACGAUGAUGAGUUUGUUGAGUAAGCUGCACCUGCAAUAAAAAUAAAUAA